AUGAAUCCCAUCGUUGGCAUCACCAUCUUCCUGACAGUCCUCCAGGCCACCCAUUGCCAGAUGAUCAAGGACCUGAAGGCCUGCCUUUUGGGCCAGAACCUGCGGGUGGAUUGCCACUAUGAGAACAAAACCAGCAACCCCCUGUCCUACGAGUUCAGCAUCACCAAGGACAACAGGAAGCAAGUCAUCCAGAGCACCAUAAGCGUCCCUGAUAACGCCUACCGGAACCGGGCCAAUGUCACCAUGCACAGGAACUUGGUGUGCCUCCACCUGCAGAGCUUCACCACCAGUGAUGAGGGCGUCUACAUGUGUGGACUGAGGGCCACCAACGACUACACCAUCAAUCAAACAAAGAACAUCACUGUCAUCAAAGACAAACUGGAGAAAUGCGCCGGCUUCAGCCUCUUGAUCCAGAACACCUCAUGGCUCCUGCUGCUUCUCCUUUCCCUGCCUCUCCUGCAAGCCGUGGACUUCGUGUCCCUGUGAGAGGAAAAGCGCACACACUCGCA
This is a messenger RNA of Tinamus guttatus (white-throated tinamou), 509 nucleotides long. RefSeq names its product Thy-1 cell surface antigen (gene THY1). Gene Ontology annotation, biological process: regulation of cell migration; cell adhesion; positive regulation of focal adhesion assembly. Gene Ontology annotation, molecular function: integrin binding; GTPase activator activity. Gene Ontology annotation, cellular component: external side of plasma membrane; membrane raft; focal adhesion. The record is from RefSeq and is a predicted model, not a curated record. Lineage: Eukaryota; Metazoa; Chordata; Aves; Tinamiformes; Tinamidae.